CACAGUUGUAGAACGAGGAUCGGAAGUAUCGGAACUAGAAUCCUUGGUUCAGAUGCGAACUACUAUAAUCGCGCUUUAUGGAAAAUAUUGAGUCAUGGACAAGGAAGAUAUUUAUUUCAGAAUUAUAAAACAAGAAGAUAUCUUUUCUCAGAGGGAGACGAGUUUCAAGGUGAUCGUGGUUGUGAAGGAGGGACGGCAGAAGCUCCACCUUGUCUUGGAUCUGACGCUAAUUAUGAUAAUCGUGCUGUUUGGAAGAUCGUCCACCAGGGAGAAGGAAAAUAUCUUAUCGAGAGUGUGGUGAAUUUUCGAUAUGUGCUUUCGUAUGGUGAGCCGCCUGUUCGCAUUAAAGGUGGUUGGGUUGGAUCUCCAAAAUGUGUUAUGACUGAUGGGAACUACGAGAACCGCGCUCUUUGGGAAAUGAUUAGGAAUUGA
Paramuricea clavata is the source of this 432-nucleotide messenger RNA. The record is from the annotation of a GenBank genome assembly. NCBI's taxonomy places the organism in Eukaryota, Metazoa, Cnidaria, Anthozoa, Malacalcyonacea, Plexauridae.